CGGACCUCAUUUUCACAUUACCGGCAUUUCAGCACGACUGCCGGUCGGAAAUUUUUAGUCGGCAGUAAAGCCACAGUGCAGGUUAUUUAUCUUUUUUUAUUUAUACCGUUCGUUUACAAAAAUGCCAGGAUUUUCCGACAGAGACCGCGGCAGGGACAGAGAUAGAGACAGAGGCUAUGGCGGUGGCCCUCCUCGCUUCGGAGGCAACCGCGGGGGCGGAGGCGGCGGCGGAGGAGGAAAGUUCGGCAAUCCCGGCGAAAGGCUGCGGAAAAAACACUGGAACCUCGACGAACUCCCAAAGUUUGAGAAGAACUUUUACCAGCAGCACCCCGAUGUCACCCGGAGACCACCGCAAGACGUUGAACUGUACAGAAGAACCAAAAUAAUCACAGUGAAGGGGAGAGAGUGCCCAAAUCCCAUUGCAAAGUUCCACGAGGCCAGCUUUCCAUCUUAUGUGAUGGAUGUGAUCAACAAACAGGGUUGGACGGAUCCCACACCCAUCCAGGCUCAGGGAUGGCCCCUGGCUCUCAGUGGCAAGGACAUGGUCGGCAUUGCGCAGACUGGCUCUGGCAAAACUCUCUCUUACCUGUUGCCUGCAAUUGUCCACAUCAACCACCAGCCUUUCCUGGAGCGUGGAGAUGGUCCCAUCUGUUUGGUGCUGGCCCCGACCCGUGAGCUGGCCCAGCAGGUGCAACAGGUGGCUGCAGAAUACGGCAGAGCUUCUCGCCUCAAGUCCACCUGUAUCUACGGAGGAGCACCCAAGGGUCCUCAGAUCCGUGACUUGGAAAGAGGUGUGGAGAUCUGCAUCGCCACCCCAGGCAGGCUCAUCGACUUCCUGGAGGCAGGAAAGACAAACCUCCGUCGAUGCACAUAUCUCGUGCUGGACGAGGCCGACAGAAUGCUGGACAUGGGCUUUGAACCACAGAUCCGGAAAAUCGUCGACCAAAUCAGACCUGACCGGCAGACUCUGAUGUGGAGUGCCACGUGGCCAAAAGAGGUUCGUCAGCUGGCAGAAGACUUCCUGAAGGAAUAUGUCCAGAUCAACGUUGGGGCACUGCAGCUCAGUGCUAACCACAACAUCCUGCAGAUAGUAGAUGUCUGCAACGAUGGAGAGAAGGAGAACAAACUGAUCCGUCUGCUUGAAGAAAUCAUGAGUGAGAAAGAGAACAAGACCAUCAUCUUUGUAGAGACAAAGAGGCGGUGUGAUGACCUCACCAGGAGGAUGAGAAGGGAUGGGUGGCCAGCUAUGGGAAUUCAUGGUGAUAAGAGCCAACAAGAGAGAGACUGGGUUCUCAAUGAGUUCAAAUAUGGAAAGGCUCCAAUUCUCAUCGCUACAGAUGUUGCCUCCAGAGGUCUAGAUGUGGAAGAUGUCAAAUUUGUCAUCAACUUUGACUACCCCAACAACUCAGAGGACUAUAUCCACCGCAUUGGCCGAACAGCUCGUAGCCAAAAGACAGGCACGGCUUAUACCUUCUUCACUCCGAACAACAUGAGGCAGGCCAGCGACCUCAUCUCUGUGCUUCGGGAGGCCAACCAGGCGAUCAACCCCAAGCUCCUCCAGAUGGGAGAAGACAGAGGAGGUCGUUCAAGGGGAGGCAGAGGUGGUGAUUUCGACCGUCGGGAUAGGUAUUCCUCUGGAAGGCGUGAUUUUGGUGGUUUUAGGGACAGGGAUAACAGUAGAGGGUUUGACAACGGACCAAAUAAAUCCUUUGGCACAAAUGUACAAAAUGGAGGCUAUGGGGGCAAUAACGGCAGCGGUAAUGGCUUCAGCGGAGGUGGCUUCAAUGGUAAUGGACAGAGCAACUUUGGUAGUAACCAAACGGGCGCCUUUGGAGGCCAGACCAACUUCCAGGCCCAGCAGUUUGCCCCAAAGGCUGCCCCACAGAACGGCGCAGGUCACCCCCCUUUCCCCUUCCCCCAGGCACAGGCUCCUCAGCAGCAGCAUCCUCCUCCGCUGGUGCCCUACCCCAUGCCUCCUCAGUUCACUCAGUAAAACACCACACACUUGAAAGAAGUAACUUAUUGCUUUUUUUGUCCUGUUAAGUUCUAUAGAUAAGCCAGAUUUUUUUUUUUUUUUGUAUUUUCAGAACAGGGUUACAAACAACAUCGACCUCUGUCAAGCCUUUUACGAUCUGCAGUGCAGCAAUAGUGGCAUUGCACACUUCUUUUCCUAUUACUAUUUAAUUUGUUACAUUCCUUUAGUAAUGGUUGGUUAUGUUUUGUACUAGGUAAUGACAAAUGUAUUGGUUUUUCACGUGUAUCAUUGAAAGUGAUGUUAAGCUCCUACCUUGGAAGUGCACUGCAUGAUCUUUCAAAUAAAACAAACAAAAUAAA
This is a messenger RNA of Scophthalmus maximus (turbot), 2334 nucleotides long. RefSeq names its product DEAD (Asp-Glu-Ala-Asp) box helicase 5 (gene ddx5). The record is from RefSeq and is a predicted model, not a curated record. The coding region runs from base 122 to 1993 and encodes 623 amino acids. Gene Ontology annotation, biological process: alternative mRNA splicing, via spliceosome. Gene Ontology annotation, cellular component: ribonucleoprotein complex; nucleus; cytoplasm. Gene Ontology annotation, molecular function: ATP binding; RNA binding; RNA helicase activity. The transcript has 13 exons. Lineage: Eukaryota; Metazoa; Chordata; Actinopteri; Pleuronectiformes; Scophthalmidae.